AUGAUUGCUGGUCACGCCUCUCUUUCCAUCUUCGCCCGAUCUACCUCUCGACUGUCUCGCCCUACUAUCUACCCCGGCCUUCCUGGAUUCGUACGAACAAUGUCGGCAACAGCUCCGCGGCCCGAUCCCUUUCGCCCCGCAAAGAGAGUAGCGGGGCAACGACAGGAUGUUUGGUCUAUUGUCAAUGAAGCAGCCGCUGCAUCGCCUGUCCAGCCGAUCGUGAACAUGGGCCAGGGAUUUUUUGGCUACAACCCUCCGAAGUUCGCGAUUGAUGCUGCAAAGGAAGCUCUCGACCGGGUGGAAUGCAAUCAAUACUCUCCGACCAAGGGUCGCCCUCGUCUCAAGAAGGCCAUUGCGGAUGCGUAUUCGCCUUUCUUCGGCAGAACCCUGAACCCAGAAACCGAGGUCGCAAUUACGACUGGAGCCAACGAGGGAAUGUUGAGCGCCUUCAUGGGAUUCAUUGAGCCCGGUGAUGAAGUAAUUGUUUUCGAGCCAUUUUUCGACCAGUACAUUAGCAACAUCGAGAUGCCCGGUGGUACUAUCCGCUAUGUUCCGCUCCACCCUCCCAAGGAUGGCGCUACCAGGACAUCCUCAGCUUCUGAGUGGGCUAUCGAUUUUGAGGAGCUGGAAAACACCAUCAAUUCUAAGACCAGAAUGAUUGUCAGUUCUCAACUCACCGUAAGAACUUCGAUAUCGCAAUAUAUGUCUAUCGCUAAUUAUAUCAGUCACAAUCCCGUUGGCAAGGUGUUUUCACGAGAGGAGCUCCAGCGCAUUGGUGACCUCUGUGUGAAAUACAACCUGAUCAUCCUGUCCGACGAGGUCUACGACCGCCUCUUUUAUGUCCCCUUCACCAGAAUUGCAACCCUUUCCCCCGAGCUGUACGAGCGCACCAUAACCGUGGGCUCUGCUGGCAAAGCCUUCUAUGCCACCGGUUGGCGUGUAGGAUAUCUCAUCGGACCCGAGCAUUUGAUCAAGUAUGUGGCUGGUGCACACACCCGCAUUUGUUACAGCAGUGUCUCUCCUCUCCAGGAAGCAGUUGCUGCUGCUUUUGAGGAAGCCGACAAGGUGGGAUUUUGGGAUGAGAGUCGGAAUGAGAUGAAGCAGAAAAUGGACCGAUUCUGUGAGAUCUUUGACGAGUUGGGCAUUCCGUACUCGGAACCAGAAGGCGGAUACUUCGUCUUGGCCAACAUGUCCUCUGUCAAGCUCCCCGCAGACUACCCAUUCCCACCGCAUGUGGCCAACCGCCCCCGUGACUUCAAGCUUUGCUGGUUCUUGAUCCACGAAGUUGGGGUUGCUGCGAUCCCGCCCACGGAGUUCUAUACUGAUGCUAACACGCACAUUGCUGAGGACUAUCUCCGAUUUGCCGUGUGUAAGAACGAUGAUGUUCUUGAGAGUGCCAAGGAGAGACUACGUGGUCUGAAGAAGUAUAUCCAGUGA
This is a messenger RNA of Penicillium odoratum, 1437 nucleotides long. RefSeq names its product kynurenine--oxoglutarate transaminase. The record is from RefSeq and is a predicted model, not a curated record. The transcript is spliced from 8 exons. Gene Ontology annotation, cellular component: mitochondrion; cytoplasm. Gene Ontology annotation, biological process: biosynthetic process. Lineage: Eukaryota; Fungi; Ascomycota; Eurotiomycetes; Eurotiales; Aspergillaceae. Bases 1 to 1437 code for a protein of 478 amino acids. Gene Ontology annotation, molecular function: L-kynurenine:2-oxoglutarate transaminase activity; pyridoxal phosphate binding.